AGGCCGACAGAAGUGCGGAUCAGAUCAAGAUUGCCCCUUGAGCAGUCCCCUCUGCGACAGAGGUCGGUAUCGAUGCAAGGACAUUUGGAACUUCAAUGCUUCCAUGGGCAGAUGCAUUUGUGGACCUGGCUGUGAGCCGGAGGAGAUCCAAGUGGAUGCAACUGAGAGAAGGAAUGUGUCGGAAUGCCAUUAUCAGUGCAAACAGCGCUCCGAAUGCAAAGGCUUUCAGGGGAGCUACGAUGCCCAGAAGAACUUUAGCUGUACGCUCUACAGGAUUUCUGGAUCAGAUGAUGACAUGUUGCUGGAUGGCGAUCGGAUGAUUGGAGGUAUCUACUGCUUCCAUCGGGUGGCGCCGGAGCGCAAGUGCCACCAUCAUUUGGCAUGCCGGGCCAUGGAAUCAGGGCUGGAUUUGUGCUGUCCGGACCGGGAGGGAGAGAUGCUUGGCUGCUGCCAUUACCAGCAUGGAAUCCAGGUGGGUGGCUACGUGACGGCGAGUCUCGUGUUGCUGCUUGCCCUAUCCAUGUAUUGCAAUUGUCGAACGUGCGGUAAGUCAGACGUGGCCACCUCCGCGAGCGAUAUGCCUGGACGGCAAGAUGUGCGCUUUCCAAGCACGAGCACAAGCCCAGGUGCGGAUGCGCCAGUGGAUCCAAUGGGCACCCGGCGCUUCAUCCUUGCGUUCGUGAACUCAGGCUCUGGCGAUCAGAGCGGCGAGAACUUUCAGAAGGUCUUCCGCAGAUAUUUGGGCGCCCAGACGACCGGUCGGGUGUGCAAACUACCUGACGACUUGGAAGAUGGCUUUGAGGAAGCAGCCUCUCAGUUGAAGAAGAACAAUGAAGUGGCGAUCCUCGCCUGUGGCGGUGAUGGCACCGUCACCUGGAUCCUCUCAGAACUCAAUGCUCGAAAGUCCACCACCUUUGAUCAACUCAUGAUGCCCUCUGUGGGCAUUAUUCCCCUGGGUACCGGCAACGACUUGGCCAGAUCCCUAGGCUGGGGCCCAGCCUUGACGGAUACCUCUGACCUGCCGAAGUAUAUCCAACGCGCACGCUGUGCGGGGAAGGUGCUCUUAGAUCAGUGGAAGCUGGUCUUGAGACCCACUCAUUUGCUCCCGAGAUCCUUACAGCAAGAGGGCACGGUGGCCUUCAUAGGCUACUUCACCAACUACUUCUCCGUUGGCAUGGACGCUGCAACUGCCUUCGAGGUAGCAAAGGUUAGAUCAUCGCGAUUUGGGCAGUGCUGCUUUCGUACGCGAUGCAUACCACCAUGCCAGUUCAUCCAUGGUGGCCUUCUUUGCUACGGCAUGAACGCGCCAAACUGCUUGCGCUGCUUGUGCUGCCGCACCCGGCCACUGAACAAGGACGACUUGGAGGUCAAGCUCGACGGUGAAGACUUUCGCUUUGAUGGGCCCAUCCGGCAAUUCACCCUGACCAACUUGAACUCCUAUGGUGCAGGAAUGAUGCUUUACGGGUCCAAUGAGCACGUGAGCCCCAACGAUGGAAAGCUGGAGGUGUUCACCCGAGAAGGACCCUACGGUGUGGUGUCCAUGACCCUUAACAAGAAGCUGUUGCAGACCAGCUGUUGUGACAUCCCUGUCCUGCAUCAGCCCAAGAAAGUGGAGAUGAAGUUGAAAAGAGGACAAUAUUUCCAGAUGGACGGCGAACCGUGGGUUCUAAAUGCCCCAUGCACUGCCACGGUCGAGAGGCACACCCGAGUCAGCAUGCUUUGCCCCAACACGGAUGGCGCUGGGCCAGGCGAAUGGUCUGGCUGCCAGAAACGGCAUUUCUGGGAGCGAGUGGACACAGGAUUGCAUGGUGAGCAAGAACUGUCGCCCUUCGCCGUCGCCGCGGUCGCGCGUGAUGCGGCCUCCUCCGUGUGACGUCGGACGCCCGUCUUCACCGGGUCCGACGCGGAAGUCGACGGCGUUUUGAGGAGAGCUCGGGGCAUGGUGAAAGCGAUUGUUGGCUGCAGGAGUCUCACAGUCUCACCCAGCUUCACAGAAGUGGAUCGAGAGUUGGCCAGACUUGGCUUCCCU
This is a messenger RNA of Durusdinium trenchii, 2029 nucleotides long. The record is from the annotation of a GenBank genome assembly. NCBI's taxonomy places the organism in Eukaryota, Dinophyceae, Suessiales, Symbiodiniaceae.